GUCUAUGAUAUAGUACAACAUUUAUUGAGAAAAUAAAAUAAAAAGUGUCAUAAAGUGGAAACUAAAAAAAUUGAAUGAAAAGAUUAUACACAUCAAUGGUCAAAAGAGCAAUGAAAGUCAUUGAUGAAGGCGCCUUAACUUUAUUCCUCAAUACAAAUUCAAUAAUAUUAUAAAUCAAUUGCCCAAAAAUGUUCCAUUCAUAAAUAAAUAAUCAUCUGGGUCUGUUCCCAAUUUUCAAAUUGAAGAAUCCCCUGCUUGCCUGAGUGUUAAGAAGCAGCCCCCCUCGAUUCAGGACGAAGCUUUUGCAUGGUGUUCUUAAUUUAAUAUUUUUCUCCAUUUCGAUCUCCGUGAAUUUCAAUCUCUUUCUUUGUUUCUUUCUGAUUGCUUUUGGCUGAACCCGACCUGAUUUUGUGGUGGUUCAGAGCACGAGGCUGUUGGAAUGUGCAGCUGAAUCUCUUCUUGUCUGGUUGUCUUUGGGUAUAUAAGGUGUUUGUGAAAAUGCCGCUGAGAUAGUUGUUCUUCGAAGAGACAUUUUUUUUGUUUUCCAAAACAGGGUUUUUGAUUGUACUCUUGUGGGAAGGAUUUUGGGGGAAAAUGGAAAAGGAUUACUGUUCAAGUUGGAAAUAUAGCUCAAUUCUUGGGCUAAGGAAUACGGAGGAAGACGAGGAGAUGAAAAUUGUGUCAUCUUUGCCUUCAAUUCCUCAGCCUCAAACUCCACAGGAACCCAUGGAGUUCUUGGCCAGGUCUUGGAGUCUAUCAGCUUCUGAGAUUACAAAAGCUCUUGCUCAAAAGCAGAAGCAGCUUUACAUUGAGAGGAGCCCCAUCGCAAUUCCUGAGGUCAUUGAACCCCCACAACUUCCAGGAAAGAUUAUGAGUUCUGUCCAUGCUUGGAGGAUGGGAUCAUUGGGAAAAUGGUUUCAUUUUCACCACAAGGAGGGUGGUAAUAGUGUUGACAAAAAGAAGGAUAGAGCAAGAAUUGAAAAUGCUCGUGUUCAUUCUGCUUUAUCUGUGGCUGCACUUGCUGCAGCCUUGGCUGCUGUGGUAGCAGCAGAGAACACUGGUGGCUCUGAUUCAAGAAUGGGCACGGCUCUGGCCUCGGCUACUGAGAUUUUGGCAUCUCAUUGCAUAGAGAUGGCUGAAUUUGCUGGCGCCGACCACGAGCGAGUCAGUUCGGUUAUCCGAUCCGCAGUCGAUGUUCGGAGUCCAGGUGACCUCAUGACUUUAACAGCUGCAGCUGCCACAGCUUUGCGAGGAGAAGCCGCUUUCAGAUCAAGAUUACCGAAGGAAGGCCGAAAGAUUGCUUCGGUUAGUCCCUACGAUAGGAUAAUGGCUCAAAAUCAUUGGGCUACUGCGUUUAAUAGCCAUAUGGAGGAGCAGGAGCUUCCCUGUGUGGGUGAAUUGCUGCAGUUUACACAAAAAGGAACCCUGAGAUGGAAGGAGGUCUCUGUCUACAUCAACAAGAAAUCUCAGGUAAUAGCAUCGAUUAAAAGCAAGCACGUCGGAGGGACCUUUUCGAAGAAAAACAAAUGUAUGCAUCUAAUAUCAAUGGUUUCUUCAUCCUAUUCGUCAUGACUUGUCCUAACAGCUUCAUGUAACUG
Messenger RNA from Cucurbita pepo subsp. pepo (vegetable marrow), 1598 nucleotides. Lineage: Eukaryota; Viridiplantae; Streptophyta; Magnoliopsida; Cucurbitales; Cucurbitaceae. The record is from RefSeq and is a predicted model, not a curated record.